Messenger RNA from Tarenaya hassleriana, 439 nucleotides. RefSeq names its product cylicin-1-like. The annotation marks the transcript as partial. Lineage: Eukaryota; Viridiplantae; Streptophyta; Magnoliopsida; Brassicales; Cleomaceae. The transcript is spliced from 2 exons. The record is from RefSeq and is a predicted model, not a curated record.
AUGCAGGGAGUCGGCGAAGAAAGUGCAAAGGAGAAGAAGCGAAAAGCAGAACUUGAAGAUAGCGGCAGUGACGGUUGUCUGAGCGUUAAGAAGACGAAGAAGAGGAAAAAGAAAACACACAAGGUUGAGAUUGGCGAUGAAGUUUGUGGGAUGGAUGAAACUGCUACUGGUGAUGAAGGUUUGGUGGAAGCGGAUGUUGAGAAUAAACCAGGGCGACUGGAUGGAACAUGUAUUGAAAAAGACGUGAAGUCAACAGAGGACAGCAGCAAGAAGAAGAAAAGGGGCAAGAAUAAAACCAGAGAGGAUAGUAGCAUGAGAAAGAAGAAGAAGAAGAAAGACAAGAAGAAAGUAAGUGAUAUCGAGGCAAGUGAGAGCUCCAAGAAAGACAAGACAAGUGAAGCAGAUCAAAGGGAUGACACGCCUGUGGAAAGCACUGAUG